AUGCGGUGUGGCACCAAUAAUAGUCAGGAACGCAUGGUCUGUGAUGGUUCCAAAAACAUCUCACUAGAUUGUAAAGGUAAAGCUCUCCGAGAGGUCAAUUUUUCAUUCGUUGAGACAGUUCACAGUGUUCUCUGGGCAAAACUCACAAAUGUUCUAAGGUUUUGAAUCAUGAGCAAAGCUUUAAAAAGGCAAUCUUAAAAAGAGAAAAUAAUAUCAGAGUAAAAUGUAUUUAUUGCAUUUGUUUAAUUUAUACGAUGUCCAAAUACUGUAUGUUUUGAGAAGAAAAAAAAGAUGGUUGCGCCUUGUCUAAAGCAAUGUGCAUGAGAAAAAGCUAAGAAUAACUUUCUAUGAGUUUUUGAGAAUUAUUGCUCAAUGUGUUUCAGACGAAGUCAACGUAUCCCUGUUGAAAGAUGACCGAAGUGUCAGUCAUUGUUUUGGGUCAGUACACUUCAACCACUCUGGCACACUGGAGGCUGUGUGUUCUAAGGAUUGGGAUAAAAAUGAUGGACAAGUCGUGUGCCGAGAGUUGGGCUGUGGAGAGGUUGUGUCAGUCAGCUUUGGGAGUCAACCCCAGCAUGGUAGAAUGCAUGACCAAGUAGAUUGCAAAGGUUCUGAGGCUUCACUGUGGCACUGCCUGGCCAAUCACUUAGAGAGCUCAACCCCAUGCAAAACAGCCAACGUCAUCUGCUCAGGUACUAUACAUUACACAACACAGGAAACUCGAGAGCAGUAGGAUUGUUUUCAGUAUUGUUUAUAGAAUUACAACGAUAUGAAAAAUAUGUGGAAAACUAUUACCAGUGUUUUGAUCAUUUCAAAUGCCAUUUCUAAAGAAGUAGAUUUUUGGUUUAUAAUCUUCAAAAGGCAAUCGCACAUCUGAGUCAUCUUUGUUGCAGGUGCCAUGGUAACAGCCGAAUAAGAUGAGACAAAAUAAGAAAUCCGCACCCUGCUCUUGCUAGUAUCACUGCUCUUGCUAGUAUCACUGCUCUUGAUAAUAUCACUGCUCUUGAUAGUAUCACUGCUCUUGAUAGUAUCACUGCUCUUGAUAGUGUCGCUGCUCUUGAUAGUAUCACUGCUCUUGAUAGUAUCACUGCUCUUGAUAGUAUCACCGCUCUUGCUAGUAUCGCUGCUCUUACUAUUAUCACUGCUCUUUAUUAAGCUUUAUGUAGUGGCCUCAAGGCCCUCAAAGAGCAGUGAUACUAUCAAGAGCAGUGAUACUAUCAAGAGCAGUGACACAAUCAAGAGCAGUGUGCGGGUUUCUUCUUCUUUCUCAUUGGUUUAUAAUCUUCACAUUUUCUGCAUGUAUAAUGUGCUAAAUUGUAGGUUUAUUAAUACUUAGAAUAAUAUAAAUUGUUUUUCAUACUCUUUUCCCCUGACAUUGUUCUCCAGGUUGUGUGAAAGUGCGUUUGUCAGAUGGCCCUGGAAAGUGUGCUGGAAGAGUAGAGAUUCAGUAUGAAGGAAAGUGGAAGAGCGUCGGUGAAAGCAACUGGAAGGAGGAAAACUCAAAAGUGAUGUGCAAAGAACUGAAAUGUGGUGAUGCUGUGGCUGCUCCUGGUACUGAUUCCUUCAUUCAAGGAAAGAGUCCAGUAAUGGACAUUGAAGUGACCUGUGUUAGUGGCUCGACAUCUAUCUCUAGCUGUAUCAAGCCAACCAACAAACUGCAACAACAACUACAACAACAGGAGAAAAAUAAGAUGUUAAUCUGCCAAGGUAUCUGUCAUUUUCCUUCUCGUACACAUGAAAUAGAUACAACAAAUAUAUGCAUAUUAAACUUUACAGUUUGUCAUGUCAAGUUAGUUUACCCAAAUAGAACCAUUUGCUGCUUUAAUGCUGCAGUUGAAUAUGGUUUGUUUAGGAUUACAUGUGUUUUACUGAUGUGUGGACCCUUUCCCUGCCUUUCUUCUGAUUGUUUAGAGCGUCGGGUGGUGUUCCUGAUGGGGGACUCUGCCUGCUCUGGCAAGGUGGGCAUAGAGGAAGCUGGGAAGAGUUACUGGCUGUCUGGGUCCAACGACACUUGGGAUCGUCAAACUGCCACAGUGGUGUGUCAAGAGAUGGACUGUGGGAAUGCUAUCUCAAUUAACUUUGAAUCCACUAGCGUUGUUAAUGCUAGUGGAACCACUGAUUUGUGGAAAUACUCGUACAAAUGCCUGCCAACGAACAAAUCCCUUUUUCAUUGCGAGCGGAGUGAACGUCUGUCGAACCACAGUAUAGCCUCUGUCGUCUGCUCAGGUACACAGCAUUCUAUUGUCAAAACAUUGUACAUCCCGUUCCUCUCUCUCUCUCUCUAUUUCUAAUGAUUGAUUAUUUUAUUUUUCAAAGGAGAAUAACUGUAUAUGAUGAUACAGGUGAUGGAAAUAAUUUGAUAAUAAUUAUAAUAGUAGGUCUUCAUGGUGUUCCUCCUGAUAUCUCUGCUUUGCCCUGACAGGUAGUAAAACAGUAAGCCUGAAAGAUGACGCUGGAGGUGAGGGGAAAUGCUGGGGAAAGGUGGAUGUGUGCCUCAACGGAAUGUGUGGAGGUGUUUGUGAGGAUGCCUGGACGGAGCAUAAGUCCAACAUGUUGUGUAAAGCCUUCCAUUGUGGAUCAGCCAUCUAUCCUCUGUCCUACCUGAAGACAAAAUCACCGUCAGCUGAUUACAAAAUCAUUAUUGGCAGUGUGCACAGUACCCAGCAGACAACUAACAUCAGUCAGUGCAACAUGGUCAAAAUUGCUGAUGGGUCUUACUGUCAGAACAAGCCAGCCUAUGUUGUUUGCUCAGGUAAUAUCAUGUAGCAGUCCCUGUUUUCCAUUAAAUCCUUAUUUUUAUGUAAUAUUAUUCUCACAUUAUUUUGCUGAUGCAUGAUCAUUUUUCAUUUGAUGUGAUUAUUCCAAUGCAGGAAGUGUCAAGGCCAGGCUAAUGUAUCAUAGAGAUAGAUGCUCAGGCAACGUACAGAUGUUCUACCAAGGAAUCUGGCGCCCUGUCUGUGAGACUGCCCUCCAGAACCAAGAUGUCCAAAACACUAUCUGCAGAGAGCAGGGUUGUGGACACGCUGUCAAACCUCUCUCGUUCUUUGGCCCUUCACCUGCAAGCAGUGAUGCUGUUGUGUCAGGCCUCAGCUGUAGUGCAAACAGCAGUUCUUCGGCAGAGUGUGGAGUUACACUUACUCAGACCAACAACAAACUAUGUCCCUUCGGUGGUCUCCAAUGCUCUGGUAUUUUGUUCAUUUCUAUGCUUUUAACACCGGAGUCAAAAUGAGAGAAUAUAUUGUUUAAAGUGUAUAAUAAUAGCUAUAUAUUUUUUUAUAUUCCCAAUUUCCAUAUGAAAGUCAUUAUGUACACAAUAACUAGUUUGUCUUUUGUAAAAAGUAUAGUUUGGGGCCCUUGCAUUCUUAACACUGUAUUUGCCAUCCGAAUACGUAUUUGCCUGAGGGUUUCCUAAUUUAGCUGAUGUACUUACCCAGAGAGAUUUGAGGUAAGUGCCUUGCUCAAGGGUAAAUCCACAGAUUUUUCAACUAGUUGGUUCAGGGAUUUGAACCAGCAACCUUUCAGUUACUGGCCCAACGCUCUUAACUGCUAGGUUACCUGCUGCACGUUCGUUGCUGUGUGUUUAACUUGGUCUAACCUUCACUGUGCCUUGUGUUAUUUCACAGAAUGGAGGAGAAUGGUGUUGAAGCUAGGGAAAGGGGCUUGUGAGGGGCAAGUGUUUGUGUACAGUGGAGCACACGGCUGGGCUGUCAGCAGCGAUGGUUGGACUGAGACAGAGAGCAAGGUGUUGUGCACAGACCUGGGCUGUGGAGCCUACAUAAACCAUACAACUAUGGAGAAUGCAGAGAAUCAUGAUCUCUGGUGGGGGAAGAAGUACAGCUGUAAAGGCAAGCACAACAGCAUCUGGGACUGUGAACUAAACGACGGGCCCUCUCAAAACCAGCCGCUCUUCGUAAAGUGCCGCGGUGAGAUAGUGAUAAAAUAAUUAAAUUGUACAAGACAAGUAAUUCCAAAUACUCUCACUGAUAAUGAUGUGAUUUUUGCCACCGCAUAUCUUUAAUGGUUGAUCAUCAAAAUCCAAAAUGACAACAUUAGUCGCUGUCCUAUAGAAACAUAUACAUAAUGAGCCUUAGACCCCACGUGAUAUCCUAUGAACACAAUAUCUAUGAACACAGGGGCGAUGUCCCAAUUAUCUCCCCUUCAUUCCAAAGUACGCACUUGUUCACUCCCCUUCACUGAUUUGAAAGGAAAAGACUGAAACUCCUACCAUGGAGUAGGGAGAUAUGAUUGGGACGUACGUAAUACAUGGACACAGCCCUUAGACGUGGUAUAUUGGCCAUAUACCACAAACCCCCAAGGUGCCUUAUUGCUAUUAUAAACUGGUUACCAACACAAUUAGAGCAGCAAAAAUAAAUGUUUUGUCAUACCCGUGGUAUACGGUCUGAUAUACCACGGCUUUCAACCAAUCAGCAUUCAGGGCUCGAACCACCCAGUUUAUAAUACCAAAUAAAUGUUGUGGUAUUUAAGUUGCCAAGAUAAUUGAUGUUACUGCUGAAGGACUGAGGCGCUUAUGUAUUCUUACACCUAUGUUUCCCCAUAGAUAUUCUCACAGCAAGCCUGGGAGAUCCAGGUAAAUGCACUGGGCAGGUGAUGUUAAAUCACCUGCCAGUGUGUUAUGAUAACUGGGAUGACAGUCACUCCAAAAUAGCAUGUCAAGAGCAGGAGUGUAGCAACAGAAUCUCAUCCGAAGAAACCAACAAAGGACGUCGAUCUGAUGGAUAUUUUGUCAGCUGCAGCGGCUCAGAGUCCAAUCUUGGCCAGUGCAAAACAACGAAAGGAAAGUGUGGUAGAGGAUUGGUUUCUGUGUCGUGUGCAGGUAAGAGUUAAAUACUAACUUUGAAGACGUGUACAUGACAAGCGGUAACUAAUCGUGUGGUUAAUACAGUAGUGAUGUUUCCAUAACAGAGGUUAGCAGUGCAGUAAGUGGUGCAACUUCAUCAUUUAUUUUUCAGGUGCUGUGAAAUUCAAUUCAACUCAGAAAUGCGGAGGGAGAAUUAAGAUACUUUAUCGAGGGACCUGGGAGUCGGCAUGUCUACCGGAUUUGUUAUCAAAUGAAGCUAGAUUCCUUUGCAAGAAGCUGAACUGUGGCAGUCCUCGACGUUUCCAACAGGGUCUGAUUGAACAGUCAGAUGAGGAAAAAGGACUAAAAACACCAGAGAUAUCUCUCCAAUGCUCCUCUGACAAUACAGAUUUACAGCACUGCAUCCUCAAGGAGAAGCGUUGUGAAAAACCUGAUGUAAUAUACUGUGAAGGUACUACAAUGAUCACACCACCAUUAGUUGUUCAAAGUGCUAAUUUCCAAUGUUUCAGGUUGUAAGUAUAUAGCCUUGCUACUGUUAUUUUACCGCUGCUCUUUAAUUAUUUGUGAUUUGUGAUUUUUUUAGUUUUUACUUAUCUAUUCUUUACUUAACACUUAUUUUUCUUAAAACUGCAUUGUUGGUUAAGGGCUUGUAAGUAAGCAUUUCACUGUAAGAUCUACACCUGUUGUAUUCGGCGCAUGUGUCAAAUAACAAUUGAUUUGAUUUGAUUUGAAGUAGCUUGCGGGAGGUAACCUUGUUUUCAGAUAUGUUGCUGACUGUAGGGGUCUAUCUAGCUAUAGAAUGGCAAAGAUGUCUCUCACUCUUCAGAAUUGCUUUUGUCAUCUUAGUAAAACUCAAGACACUCUUUUCCUAAAAUCUAAGAUGGACAAAAUGUGUACGGUCUAUGUCUUAAGUUAUAAUAUUUCUCCCCAAUCACUUAAUAUGAUUUCAGGUUAUCAAGUCAAAAAGCCCAUUGAUCCGAUCCCCAUCAACUUGUAUGUUGGUCUUUCCCUCGGAGUGUUGUCUCUGGUCAUGGUCGCUGCCCUCUGUCUCUUCCUACGAAGACGCUUUGUAACCAGGUUCAAAGGUAAGUGUCAUUUCAACAGCUGAUAAUAAUACUGUAGGGAUUUACCAACUAAAGCCACUUACAGUACAAUAGCCAAAUUGAAGGACACCUUUGUAAUAAUUUGUGUAUCUGUGUAGCUCUGUCACAAUUAGGAAAUUAUCCUAAAGUGGUAUCGAUCCUAAACCAUAGAUAUAAAACCAAUCUUUGUAUCUGUGCCAUUAUAGCGUCUGUGAUGGCAUGGGCAGCGCCAUUGAGGCUAUCUCCAUUUUAAAGUAGUCAAUUUUCUUCUUCUUCAUUGGCUGAUUGAUCCCAAUUCAUAGGAAUCCCCAAACAGUUGACUACUUUAAAAUAGUGGAAGCCCUCAAUGACAAUGUCCAUGCUAAAAUGGGUUAUAUCCGUGAUGAGUCCUCUUGCGAAAGUAUUCACUCCCCUUGGCAGUUUUCAUAUUUUGUUGCCUUACAACCUGGAAUUAAAAUUGAUUUUUUUGGGGGGGGUUGUAUCAUUUGAUUUAUACAACAUGCCUACCACUUUGAAGAUGCAAAAUAUUUUUUGGGGUGAAACGAACAAGAAAUAAGACAAAAAAAACAGAACUUGAGUGUGCAUAACUAUUCACCCCCCCAAAGUCAAUACUUUGUAGAGCCACCUUUUGCAGCAAUUACAGCUGCAGGUCUCUUGGGGAAUGUCUCUAUAAGCUUGGCACAUCUAGCCACUGGGAUUUUUGCCCAUUCUUCAAGGCAAAACUGCUCCAGCUCCUUCAAGUUGGAUGGGUUCCGCUGGUGUACAGCAAUCUUUAAGUCAUACCACAGAUUCUCAAUUGGAUUGAGGUCUGGGCUUUGACUAGGCAAUUCCAAGACAUUUAAAUCUUUCCCUUUAAACCACUUCAGUGUUUCUUUAGCAGUAUGCUUAGGGUAAUUGUCCUGCUGGAAGGUGAACCUCCGUCCCAGUCUCAAAUCUCUGGAAGAUUGAAACAGGUUUCCCUCAAGAAUUUCCCUGUAUUUAUCGCCAUCCAUCAUUUCUUCAAUUCUGACCAGUUUCCCAGUCCCUGCCGAUGAAAAACAUCCCCACAGCAUAAUGCUGCCACCACCAUGCUUCACUGUGGGGAUGGUGUUCUUGGGGUGAUGAGAGGUGUUGGGUCUGCUUCAGACAUAGCAUUUUCCUUGAUGGCCAAAAAGCUCAAUUUUAGCCUCAUCUGACCAGAGUACCUUCUUCCAUAUGUUUGGGGAGUCUCCCACAUGCAUUUUGGCGAACACCAAACAUGUUUGCUUAUUUUUUUCUUUAAGCAACGGCUUUUUUCUGGCCACUCUUCCGUAAAGCCGAGCUCUGUGGAGUGUACGGCUUAAAGUGGUCCUAUGGACAGAUACUCCAAUCUCCGCUGUGGAGCUUUGUAGCUCCUUCAGGGUUAUCUUUGGUCACUUUGUUGCCUCUCUGAUUAAUGCCCUCCUUGCCUGGUCCGUGAAUUUUGGUGGGCGGCCCUCUCUUGACAGGUUUGUUGUGGUGCCAUAUUCUUUCAAUUUUUUCAUAAUGGAUUUAAUGGCGCUCUGUAGGAUGUUCAAAGUUUCAGAUUUUUUUUUAUAACCCAACCCUGAUCUGUACUUCUCCACAACUUUGUCCCUGACCUGUUUGUAGAGCUCCUUGGUCUUCAUGGUGCCGCUUGCUUGGUGGUGCCCCUUGCUUAGUGGUGUUGUAGACUCUGGGGCCUUUCAGAACAGGUGUAUAUAUACUGAGAUCAUGUGACAGAUGGUGUGACACUUAGAUUGCACACAGGUGGACUUUAUUUAACUAAUUAUGUGACUUCUGAAGGUAAUUGGUUGCACCAGAUCUUAUUUAGGGGCUUCAUAGCAAAGGGGGUGAAUACAUAUGCACUCACCACUUUUCCAUUAUUUAUUUUUAGCAUUUUUUGAAUCAAGUAAUUUUUUUCAUUUUGCUUCAGCAAUUUUGACUAUUUUGUGUAUGUCCAUGACAUGAAAUCCACAAAAAAAUCCAUUUAAAUUACAGGUUGUAAUGGAACAAAAUAGGAAAAACGCCAAGGGGGAUGAAUACUUUUGCAAGGCACUGUAUCUCUAUGUCCUAAACACAUUACAAAUGCAUUUGUACAAUUGUGCCACCACUGGAGGGCAGUCAGUGAGCACUUUAACAGCAUGUUCUACACUAGAAAUAUCAAGUGACAUUGAAUUAAAUGUUAUGGAAUAUGUGAAAACAUUUAGAUAUGUUCUUAAUAUGUAUGCUUUGGAGAGACACUGAUGUUUUGAUUAGUAUAAUAUUCUGAAUCCAGCGAGAUUCUCAAUGAGAAAAGAGUCUGCUUUUGAGAGUGGAGACUAUGAGGACGUAGAGACCAGCGAAAAUGAACAGUUUGGACCAAUGGAAAUGAGAGAUUUGAAUCGCCAUGGUGAGUUCCAUCCUUUUUUGUUAAAACAACUCCACAGCAUGACAUCCAUAAAAUCAGAAGUGUAAUUAAUAAACUAUAUAUAUACAUUACAGGUCAAACGUUUUAGAACACCUACUCAUUCCAGGGUUUUUCUUUAUUUUUACAAUUUUUUACAUUGUAGAAUAAUAGUGAAGACAACAAAACUAUGAAAUAACAGAAAUGGAAUCAUGUAGUAACCGAAAAAGUGUUAAACAAAUCAAAAUAUAUUUCAUAUUUGAGAUUCUUCAAAGUAGCCACCCUUUGCCUUGAUGAUAGCUUUGCACACUCUUGGCAUUCUCUCAACCAGCUUCACUUGGAAUGCUUUUCCAACAGUCUUGAAGGAGUUCCCACAUAUGCUGAGCACUUGUUGGCUGCUUUUCCUUCAAUCUGCAGUCCAACUCAUCCCAAACCAUCUCAAUUGGGUUGAGGUUGGGUGAUUGUGGAGGCCAGGUCAUCUGAUGCAGCACUCCAUCACUUUUUGGUAAAUAGCCCUUACACAGCCUGGAAGUGUGUUGGGAAAUUGUCCUGUUGACAAAUAAAUGAUAGUCACUCUAAGCGCAAACCAGAUGGGAUGGCGAAUCGCUGCAGAAUGCUGUGGUAGCCAUGCUGGUUAAGUGUGCCUUGAAUUCUAAAUAAAUCACAGACAGUGCCACCAGCAAAGCACCAUCACACAUCCUCCUCCAUGCUUCACGGUGGGAGCCAAACAUGCGUUCACCUACUCUGCGUCUCACAAAGACACGGCGGUUUGAACCAAAAAUCUCAAAUUGGGACUCAUCAGACCAAAGGACAGAAUUUCACUGGUCUAAUGUCCAUUGCUCGUGUUUCCAUCGGCUCAAGCAAGUCUCUUCUUAUUAUUGGUGUCCUUUGGUAGGGGUUUCUUUACAGAAAUUUGACUUGAAGGCCUGAUUCACGCAGUCUCCUCUGAACAGUUGAUGUUGAGAUGUGUCUGUUACUUGAACUCUGUGAAGCAUUUAUUUGGGCUGCAAUUUCUGAGGUGCAGUUAACUCUAAUGAACUUAUCCUCUGCAGCAGAGGUAACUCUGGGUCUUCCUUUCCUGUGGCGGUCCUCAUGACAGCCAGUUUCAUUAUAGUUCUUGAUGGUUUUUGCGACUGCCCUUGAAGAAACGUUCAAAGUUCUUGAAAUUCUCGGGAUUGACUGACCUUCACGUCUUAAAGUAAUGAUGGACUGUCAAUUCUCUUUGCUUAUUUGAGCUGUUCUUGCCAUAAUAUGGACUUGGUCAUUUACCAAAUAGGGCUAUCUUCUGUAUACCACCCCUACCUUGUCACAACACAACUGAUUGGCUCAAAUGCAAUUUCACAAAUUAACUUUUAAGAAGGCACGCCUGUUAAUUGAAAUGCAUUCCAGGUGACUACCUCAUAAAGCUGGUUGAGAGAAUGCCAAGAGUGUGCAAAGCUGUCAUCACGGCAAAGGGUGGCUAUCUGAAGAAUCUCAAAUAUAAAAUAUAUUUUGAUUUGUUUAACACUUUUUUGCUUACUACAUGAUUCCAUAUGCGUUAUUUCAUAGUUUUGAUGUAGUCAUUAUUAUUCUACAAUGUAAAAAAUAGAAAAAAUAAAGAAAAACCCUUGAAUGAGUAAGUGUGUCCAAACCUUUGACUGGUAGUAUAUAUAUAUAUAUAUAUACACUGCUCAAAAAAAUAAAGGGAACACUUAAACAACACAAUGUAACUCCAAGUCAAUCACACUUCUGUGAAAUCAAACUGUCCAAUUAGGAAGCAACACUGAUUGACAAUAAAUGUCACAUGCUGUUGUGCAAAUGGAAUAGACAACAGGUGGAAAUUAUAGGCAAUUAGCAAGACACCCCCAAUAAAGGAGUGGUUCUGCAGGUGGUGACCACAGACCACUUCUCAGUUCCUAUGCUUCCUGGCUGAUGUUUUUGUCACUUUUGAAUGCUGGCGGUGCUUUCACUCUAGUGGUAGCAUGAGACGGAGUCUACAACCCACACAAGUGGCUCAUGUAGUGCACUUCAUCCAGGAUGGCACAUCAAUGCGAGCUGUGGCAAGAAGGUUUGCUGUGUCUGUCAGCGUAGUGUCCAGAGCAUGGAGGCGCUACCAGGAGACAGGCCAGUACAUCAGGAGAGUUGGAGGAGGCCGUAGGAGGGCAACAACCCAGCAGCAGGACCGCUACCUCCGCCUUUGUGCAAGGAGGAGCAGGAGGAGCACUGCCAGAGCCCUGCAAAAUGACCUCCAGCAGGCCACAAAUGUGCAUGUGUCUGCUCAAACGGUCAGAAACAGACUCCAUGAGGGUGGUAUGAGGGCCCGACGUCCACAGGUGGGGGUUGUGCUUACAGCCCAGCACCGUGCAGGACGUUUGGCAUUUGCCAGAGAACACCAAGAUUGGCAAAUUCGCCACUGGCGCCCUGUGCUCUUCACAGAUGAAAGCAGGUUCACACUGAGCACAUGUGACAGACGAGACAGAGUCUGGAGACGCCAUGGAGAACGUUCUGCUGCCUGCAACAUCCUCCAGCAUGACCGGUUUGGCGGUGGGUCAGUCAUGGUGUGGGGUGGCAUUUCUUUGCGGGGCCUUCAUGUGCUUGCCAGAGGUAGCCUGACUGCCAUUAGGUACCGAGAUGAGAUCCUCAGACCCCUUGUGAGACCAUAUGCUGGUGCGGUUGGCCCUGGGUUCCUCCUAAUGCAAGACAAUGCUAGACCUCAUGUGGCUGGAGUGUGUCAGCAGUUCCUGCAAGAGGAAGGCAUUGAUGCGAUGGACUGGCCCGCCCGUUCCCCAGACCUGAAUCCAAUUGAGCACAUCUGGGACAUCGUGUCUCGCUCCAUCCACCAACGCCGCGUUGCACCACAGACUGUCCAGGAGUUGGCGGAUGCUUUAGUCCAGGUCUGCGAGGAGUUCCCUCAGGAGACCAUCCGCCACCUCAUCAGGAGCAUGCCCAGGCAUUGUAGGGAGGUCAUACAGGCACGUGGAGGCCACACACACUACUGAGCCUCAUUUUGACUUGUUUUAAGGACAUUACAUCAAAGUUGGAUCAGCCUGUAGUGUGGUUUUCCACUUUAAUUUUGAGGGUGACUCCAAAUCCAGACCUCCAUGGCUUGAUAAAUUUGAUUUCCAUUGAUAAUUUUUGUGUGAUUUUGUUGUCAGCACAUUCAACUAUGUAAAGAAAAAAGUAUUUAAUAAGAUUAUUUCAUUCAUUCAGAUCUAGGAUGUUUUAUUUUAGUGUUCCCUUUAUUUUUUUGAGCAGUGUAUAUAUAUAUAUAUCAACGAAAAAAUUAUAUAGUAUUUAUAUUCAGACCCCUUGACUUUUUCCACAUUUUGUUAUGUUGCAGCGUUAUUCUAAAAUGGAUUAAAUGAAAAACGUUCCUCAGCAAUCUACACACGAUACCCCAUAAUGACAAAGCAUAGAAAUGUUUGCUAAUUUAUUAAAAUUAAAAAACAGAAAUACCUUAAUUACAUAAGUAUUCAGACCCUUUGCUAUGAGACGCGAAAUUGAGCUCAGGUGCAUCCUGUUUCCAUUGAUCAUCCUUGAGAUUUUUCUACAUCUUGAUUGGAGUCCACCUGUGGUAAAUUCAGUUCACUGGACAUGAUUUAGAAAGGCACACACCCGUCUAUAUAAGGUCCCACAGCUGACAGUGCAUGCCAGAGCAUGCAAAAACCAAAAGCUCCGGGACAGGAUUGUGUCGAGGCACAGAUCUGGGGAAGGGUAUCAAAACCUUUCUGCAGCAUUGAAGAUCCCCAAGAACACCGUGGCCUCCAUCAUUCUUAAAUGGAAGAAGCUUGGAACAACCAAGAAUCUUCAUAGAGCUGGCCGCCCGGCCAAACUGAGCAAUCAGGGGAGAAGGGCCUUGGUCAGGAGGUGACCAAGAACCCGAUGGUCACACUGACAGAGCUCUAGAGUUCCACUGUGGAGAUGGGAGAACCUUCCAGAAGGACAACCAUCUCUGCAGCACUCCACCAAUCAGGCCUUUAUGCUAGAGUGGCCAGACGGAAGCCACUCCUCAGUAAAGGCACAUGACAACCCACUUGGAGUUUGCCAAAAGGCAUCUAAAGACUCAGACCAUGAGAAACAAGAUUAUCUGGUCUGAUGAAACCAAGAUUGAACUCUUUGGCCUGAAUGCCAAGCGUCACGUCUGGAGGAAACCUGGCACCAUCCCUACGGUGAAGCAAAGUGGUGGCAGCAUCAUGCUGUGGGUAUGUUUUUCAGCCACAGGGACUGGGAGACUAGCCAGGAUCGCAGGAAAGAUGAACGGAGCAAAGUACAGAGAGAUCCUUGAUGAAAACCUGCUCAGGACCUCAGACUGGGGUGAAGGUUCACCUUCCAACAGGACAAAGAUCCUAAUCACACAGCCAGGACAACGCAGGAGUGGCUUCGGGACAAGUCUCUGAAUGUCCUUGAGUGGCCCAGUCAGAGCCCGGACCUCGAACAUCUCUGGAGAGACCUUAAAGUAGCUCUGCAGUGACGCUCCCCAUCCAACUUGACAGGCUUGAGAGGAUCUGCAGAGAAGAAUGGGAGAAACUCCCCAAAUACAGGUGUGCCAAGCUUGUAGCGUCAUACCCAAGAAGACUCGAGGCUGUAAUCGCUGCCAAAGGUGCUUCAACAAAGUACUGAGUAAAGGGUCUGAAUAAUUAUGUAAAUGUAAUAUUUCAGUUUUGUAUUUUUUUAAACAUUUGCUAAAAAAAAAGAAAAAACGUUUUUGCUUUGUAAUUAUGGGGUAACAAUUUAAUCCGUUUUAUAAUAAGGCUGUAACGUAACAAAAUGUGGAAAAAAUCAAGGGGUCUGAAUACUUUCCGAAGGCACUGUAGAUGACAGAAGGGAUAACUACUUUAAUGAUAAGGGGGGGAUCACUGUAGCUGUCCUAGUAUAAUGAAGUGCCUUGUUGCUGUAUCAUCACAUCCCUCUCUGUAUUGCUGUUCCUACAGGAUCAGUGAUUGACGGAGACAAGGAGAAUGGCCGGCGAAGUGCUGCGUCAUCCCUGUCCUACGAUGACAUUGCUGAGGUGGAGAACGUCCCAGCUCAACCCUUAUCCAGUGGAGGAGAUGGAACCAGUAGUCCAGGCCCAGGGGCUGGACCUGCUGCUACCCACGGUAAUAUAAAGGCCCAGCUCAGUUAUAUACGUACGUACCUGAAUGUGUUGUGUCUUUGGUCCUGUGUGGCUCAGCCGUCAGAGAAUGGCACUUACAACGCUGAGGGUCUUGGGUUUGUUUCCCGCUGGGGCCACCCAUACGAAAAAUGUAUGCACGCAUGACUGCAAGUCGCUUCGGAUAAAAAGCGUCUGUUAAAUAGCUUAUAUUAUAUUAUUCUUUAUGUGCUGCUCUGUACUAAAUGUUUUACAGAACAUGUUACCUACGAGGUGGAGGAAGAUCAACAGGAGAGCUACGAUGAUGUGGUGUCGAUGAUCACGCCAGCUGAGACCAGAGAGGAGAUUGCAGAGGUCCAUGAGAGACCCAAGCCCAAGGGCCUGGAGAUCCAUGAUGACGAGGAUUACCUGGAGCCUGAUGGCUAGAAGUGAGCAACAUAGAGUCUUGACAUGAUCUGUUGUCAAACAGAACUAUGGGAGGGGAUUAUGGUGUUUUGAUGAUAUGGUUGAUUAUAUGGUUGAUUAUAUGGUUUAUAUUGGCUCUAUGCAUCAUUCUCAUGCAUGAUAGAAAUAACUGUUUCUACUUUAUGAAGGAAUUAGCUAGUAAUUUGUCACUUUCAUCAUGUCAUGUAAAAUUACUACUGUAUGGUUUAUUGAAUUUGACAAAAAACACAUGAUACCACAUCAAAUGUCUUCUGAAGGGUAUUAAAGACACCCAGUCUGUCUCUCAAUUUCAGUAUGUCUCAUUGGUCUUUAGGGUCCCAAAGUUGGAGGGGAAAAGCUGACUGCGUAA
This is a messenger RNA of Coregonus sp. 'balchen', 14124 nucleotides long. NCBI's taxonomy places the organism in Eukaryota, Metazoa, Chordata, Actinopteri, Salmoniformes, Salmonidae. The record is from the annotation of a GenBank genome assembly.